This is a messenger RNA of Trichoderma harzianum CBS 226.95, 604 nucleotides long. RefSeq lists its product as hypothetical. The transcript has a single exon. The record is from RefSeq and is a predicted model, not a curated record. Bases 102 to 500 code for a protein of 132 amino acids. Lineage: Eukaryota; Fungi; Ascomycota; Sordariomycetes; Hypocreales; Hypocreaceae.
GCAGAGAUUCCCACACUCAAUAUCAUAUUCAAUUGCAUUCUUAUUUUAUAUACUUAUCAAGGCAGAUAUGACGCAUUCGCGAGACAUUUUGCAACAAAAGAAUGUCGAACUGGCGGAGGCUCUUAGAGAUAAAAAUCGCAAGCUUUACUUAUAGCAUCUUUAUAAUAUCACAACAACAGUAUCCUUAUCACAGGCAUAACCCUUCUCUAUCCAGGAGCACCGUUUACCAUCAAAAUCAGAGCCGUCACUCUGCUACCCUGCCGUCUGCUUCUCAGAGUGGCGGCCCUGCUCACCGACCAACCUUAGCCGUCCUUCGCCUCGAUUUCCCCAAUGUCUCGGAUUUCCCGCGGGAGGGAUGGCGUAGGGGAGAGGGAAACGGCUCGGGCUCUCUCAAGGCCUGGUUGCAGCACGUGCAGGCAAGCGACAUGUACAAUGAUACAUCACGGGAAACCGAGGAGACUCUGUGGAAACCGGCCCUUAGCGGACGCUGCAAUGGUUGAUGCUUCGGUCUCCGGUCCCUCUACUGGGGCUGUCGACGCCACAAGUUAUGGCACGGCGGAGGGCAGCCCUGGGAACUCACCAAAACUUUGUUUUACUAUCAUCU